This is a messenger RNA of Lagenorhynchus albirostris (white-beaked dolphin), 3698 nucleotides long. It is a transcript of the gene PISD, whose product is annotated as phosphatidylserine decarboxylase. Bases 1617 to 2639 code for a protein of 340 amino acids. The transcript has 6 exons. Gene Ontology annotation, molecular function: phosphatidylserine decarboxylase activity. Gene Ontology annotation, cellular component: mitochondrion. Gene Ontology annotation, biological process: phosphatidylethanolamine biosynthetic process. Lineage: Eukaryota; Metazoa; Chordata; Mammalia; Artiodactyla; Delphinidae. The record is from RefSeq and is a predicted model, not a curated record.
UAACCUGGCCUCGCCCCGCCUUGGCCUCCGAAAGGUCAGAGUUCACGUCCAGCGGCCCCGUGGUGGAGGUGGUGGCGGCAGCAGGGGGCCAGGGUACCAGCCCCCGCGGCUGGAGGGGCCCGGCCUGGGGGACCUGAGUCGGAGAGCCCAUUUCAGGUACUGGGGGGCCAGCAGGCUGGUGGGCCAGUGUCUGCGCUGCGCCCCCACCCCGCUGCAGCGCAGCUCCUCCGAGAUUGGUCCCUGUACUUCUGCAGAGAGCGAGGUGGAUGGGGGGAGCCCAGGGGAGAGCAGUGAUGUGUCAGGCUUUGCUUGGCCCCUACCCACUUGCCAGACCUUUUUAAAGCUGGAGGGGGUGGGAUGGGAGAGACAGUGGACACAGGGGGUCUGGUGAGCAGUGGAGAAGCAGCGCCUCCCAGGGCCACCAUUGAGCUGCAGGGCCUGGCCUUCGGCUCAGUUCUCCAUUUUUUUCUGCUUUUCAUAUCAGCUGAGGUGCCUCUUUGUUCCUUGGUUUGUUGAGCAAUUGGGGGCAGAGGACAGAGCUUCUCUGAGAGCACACAGGCACAGAUGGAGCCUUAUUCUCCAGUUGAACGCAGUGUUUCUGUAGAUGAGGAAACCGAAGCCCCGGGACAUUCUCAGAGUGGGUAGCAGUGUGAUCUUGUGAUGGCCACACUGGGGCCUCAGGAGCACUUUCUAGGUCCUAGGCAUGUGGCAAGGUAACUUGGGCCUCAGUGUCAUGCCUCAGGAGGGCCAGGGUUCCGGUGGAAAGGCUCAUCCCAGAGUCUGGCUCCCUCGAGGCUGAGCCUGGCUUAAUGCGCUGAAUUUGAGCUGGUGGGGUCUGGGGAAGGCCCACCUACCUUUAUUGGAAGGAGGGGCCUGGGUCAGGUGUAUGUGGCCCCAGCAGACCUGGAAGGUGGCCUGAGGGUUGGCGGGGAGCUUAUCCCCACCAACCUCUGGAUCGUUUUGGAGAACCUGACCUGAUGCAGAAAGAGCACGGGGAUGGAUGGAGCAGUAGCGUGCGUGCGUGUGUGUGUAUGUGUGUGUGUGUGUGUGUGUGUGUGUGUACACGCGCACUAGUGCUUGUGCAUGUUUGUGUGUUCCUUUGUGAUCUUGUCAGGCCCCUCAAAUGAGGAAAUAAGAUGCUUGGAGCCAUGAAGAGAUUUUCCCAGAUCCUGCGCUGCCAGGGGCUAAGGGGGAUCAAACUAGCUCUCCUUGGAGCCUGUGUGGGCAGAGCUGGCCCCAGGCCGGUAGGGAGCCGCAAGGCAGGUUCUGCACCAUCUUCCUGGUGCACUCAGCCCCAAGGUCCUCUCCGGGGUCCCUGCCAGGUUCAGAAGCUGCUCCAUCUGAGAGGCGCCUCACCCUGUGUGUCUCAGCUGACAGGCAGGUGGGGAGACUGGGAAGUGAGUCUGCUGACCAGAGGCAGCCAAGCCCCCACCUCAGAGUGGGGUUGGGAUGAAGGAGUUUGGCCGGUGCUGCCCGACUCCAUCGAGAGGCGAGCCUGCUGAGGGUGAGGUGGGGCCCCCAGUCCUCCACUGACCCUGGCUGUGUGCGGACAUGUGCCCUGCAGGUUGUACUUCCCCCAGCUGGCCCUGAGGCGAAGGCUGGGACAGCUGAGCUGCAUGUCCAAACCCGCCCUGAAACUGCGCUCCUGGCCCCUGACGGUCCUCUACUACCUCCUGCCCCUUGGCGCCCUCAGGCCACUCAGCCGGGUGGGAUGGAGACCCGUGAGCAGGGUGGCCCUGUACAAGUCGGUGCCGACGCGCUUGCUAUCGCGGGCUUGGGGCCGCCUCAACCAAGUGGAGCUGCCGCACUGGUUGCGCAGGCCCGUCUACAGCCUGUACAUCUGGACUUUCGGGGUUAACAUGAAGGAGGCCGCCGUGGAGGACCUGCACCACUACCGCAACCUCAGCGAGUUCUUCCGGCGCAAGCUGAAGCCACAGGCCCGGCCAGUGUGCGACCUCCACAGUGUGAUCAGUCCAUCGGAUGGGAAGAUCCUCAACUUCGGGCAGGUGAAGAACUGCGAGGUGGAGCAGGUGAAGGGGGUCACCUACUCACUGGAGUCGUUCCUGGGCCCUCGCAUCCCCACUGAGGACCUGCCCUUCCCACCAGCCACCUCCUGUGGCUCCUUCAGGAGCCAGCUGGUCACCCGAGAAGGGAACGAGCUCUACCACUGCGUCAUCUACCUGGCCCCCGGGGACUACCACUGCUUCCAUUCCCCCACUGACUGGACUGUCUCCCACCGGCGCCACUUCCCAGGCUCCCUGAUGUCCGUGAACCCCGGCAUGGCCCGCUGGAUCAAAGAGCUCUUCUGCCACAAUGAGCGGGUAGUCCUGACUGGGGACUGGAAACACGGCUUCUUCUCACUGACGGCUGUUGGGGCCACCAACGUGGGCUCCAUCCGCAUCUACUUUGACCGGGACCUGCACACAAACAGCCCACGGUACAGCAAGGGCUCCUACAAUGACUUCAGCUUCGUGACGCACAUGAACAAGGAGGGCAUCCCCAUGCGCAAGGGCGAGCACCUGGGCGAGUUCAACCUGGGCUCCACCAUUGUGCUCAUCUUCGAGGCCCCCAAGGACUUCAACUUCAAGCUGAAAGCGGGACAGAAAAUCCGAUUCGGGGAGGCUCUGGGCUCUCUCUAGAGCCUCUUUCAUGGCCACAGCUGCUGAGGGGUCUUUUCCACAGAAAUGUGAGGGUCUUUUCAAGGGGAACCUCUGAGGCUAUCUAGGGAGGGGACCAUCGGGUCUGACCAGGCAGGACCUGGGUGACUUCUGUUCCAGGGUGCAGACAAGGUUGUCAGAGCCCCUCUCAUGUCCUAGACCUACAUCUUCCCCCUACCCACCUGAAGAGAAAGUGCAGGCCAGGACGAUUGAUUCCCUCUUGGAGAUUUUCUAACGUGUUGUAUAAACUGGAGAUUCUACAUGUCCUGGCUGAGCAUUCAGUUGUUCUGAUUUCCGUUUUAAGAUAAGUGGUAGUUAAAGUACCUUCUUGCUGCUCCUCCUAUCACUGCUUUUUGGCCUCCCUUGCAUGGGGCGAGGUGCCUCCUGGCACUGACUGUGGGUCCCAGACCAGGGCCUUUAAUGCAACUGCUCCCAACCUGCUUGUUGGGAAAAGCUGUCUUCUCUCUUUGCACUUAUGGCUGAAUGCAUCACCUCCGACUCUGCCAUCAACUUCCGAGGGUGCUCACUAAUGGUUCAGGGCGUUGCAGGCCCCGCUGAGUGACCUUCUGGAGCUGGCAGGUCCUCUUUCCAGUAGGCAGGACCCAUCACCAAAACCCUCAGUGGUGUCCAAAGCAAAAGGGGCAGGCAGCUAGCUGGUGGUGGCCCAGCUGGGGCCAGGGGAGAGCUUGGGUCCCCUCCCUGUAAUCCAGACCUACAGAAAAGUUGCUGCUAUUGAUCAGGGGCUUAUGUUGGAGGCAAAGGAACCUUGGUGGUGUAUUUGAUGUGUGGGGGAGGGGAGAAUGUCAGUGCCUAGAAAACCCGUCCCCAGGCAACAGGUACGCAGUCCUUGGGGAGCCACUGAUUGUGGGGACAGGGCCAGAUUUCAUGUUUCCUGGGGAUGCUGUGAAUUUCUCCUGCAGGAGAAGCCAUUUGAACUUUUUCAACUGUAUCAGUAGCACAGUAUUUUUGUAUGAAAAGUGGGAGACUUCUGAACAGUAAUUCAUUUAAUUGCAACAUUUUGAAAUAAAAAAACUCGCUGCA